Molecule: messenger RNA, 882 nt
Organism: Hypoxylon trugodes
Lineage: Eukaryota; Fungi; Ascomycota; Sordariomycetes; Xylariales; Hypoxylaceae
Exons: 2
Coding region: 1-882 (293 amino acids)
Source: RefSeq, a predicted model, not a curated record
AUGCAUAAUGACUCAAUAAAAGGUAGCAGUCCUUCCUCAGGAACUACAACGCAGCUGAAUAGCCCGUCACGUUAUGCGGAAUACAUAAACGUUUCCCCACCAGCCCACGGCCCGUUGGCCCAACUCGGCUCUGCUCUGCCUAUAUCCUCUAGAGCUUCCCAGGGAGAUAGGUGGGCUUGCAAGACGCCACAACCAACUAGCGACAACAGACUUGUGGAAUGUCCACUGUAUGUACCCAUUGCUGGAUUUCCGUUCUCUUCGCCAGGAGGCAUUCCUAACGGCUUCUAUCCACCCGAUCUCUUCUGGAAAGUUCAAGCGGAUCUGCCUUACCUUGCCACCGAAGAGAACCGAUUCUUCUUCAAUCUUUGUUUCCGCGCCAACAUGCCCCCGCCCAAUCCAUUUGAUAAUGCAUACUGGUGGGCUGUUAGUCCUGCUGGCCAGGCAUUCUGUGACACAACUCUAUAUUCAUUAAUGACAGACUUGGCUCCCCAUCAUUUCGUUCUGACUACAUUUGCCCUUCUUUCCUAUUAUAGGAUUGUAAAUGGGAGCAACGCCUUUGUUCCGAUUCCGAAUUGCGAGAGAUUCUUUUCCGAGUUCCAGAAACUGCAUCCCUUUCGCGACACCAAGGAAAGUGCUGGGGGGCUCCUGGAGCGUGUGGCAUUUGCAGUGAUUAGCACGGGGAGCAGUCUUCAAUCAGCGGUCCUUGCAGUUCCCUAUCUACGGCCUUGGCAACUCUAUGACUGCAUGGAAUAUAACCCAUCUACAGCGCAACUUGACGUAUACUGUAGUGCGAGGAUAGCGAGGAAUUGCUCUCACAAGGAGGCAGUCUGCUCUAUGAAUGGCGUUUUCGGGCUCAGAGACGGAGACCUGACCCGAAGUUAG